Aaosphaeria arxii CBS 175.79 is the source of this 1950-nucleotide messenger RNA. RefSeq lists its product as uncharacterized. The record is from RefSeq and is a predicted model, not a curated record. NCBI's taxonomy places the organism in Eukaryota, Fungi, Ascomycota, Dothideomycetes, Pleosporales. The coding region runs from base 1 to 1950 and encodes 649 amino acids. The transcript has 2 exons.
AUGUCCUUAUUCGGCGGUGAUACCUCCAGGUCCGCUUCACCAUACGAAAGCUCCAGAUCCGAAUCUCUGGUACCGCCAGAGUCGUCGCCGCCGCCGCGUCGAGUUGUGCUGUCCCCGCCUAGCGGCCAGACGUCGCAGCAAGAUGCGCACGAUGACGACAGCGACGACGACAACGAAAGUCACAGAGUCCAACGGCGGAACCGGUUCAAGGGAAACCCGUCGACGUGGAGGAAGCACACGGAAGACGCGAGACAGAUAGCAGCGUCGUUGGACAGAAUCCAAGCGGCGGACCUAUCGGCACAUCUUUACAAUGCGCAUGCACUCAAGUCAUGGGCGAGAUUGCCGGAUCAGCGCCUCAAGGAUGUGAAGGAAUGGCACCAGAAAGAAUCGUGGAUUAAGAAGGGGAAGGCAUUGGAAUUCACAGAUGCGGCUGGAGAGAGGCAGAUUGAGGUCGUUCCUAGGAAGCGAUGGACCGCUUGGCCUCUGGCACCGCAUAGGAUGGACGAGAGUUCCAAUCGUGCAGGGUUAGGGCUGGAGCAGGAUGACUCGGGUGCUGCGGCUGGAGACGAACUCAGAGAGGAGAUGCUCGCAACAUUCUUGCGGAUCGCUAAAGAGAACUGGGUCCGCAGGAAUCAAGCGCAUCUAUCGUCCAUUGUGGACACUGCUGAGGGUGGUUCCAGCAAGCUUGCCAAUCGGUUGAAGAGACUGCGAUCGGAGGAAUCGAUGUCUACUGAAGCGUACGAUACUGCAGCUACGGACUCAGAUGUCGAGAUGCCCGAUAACAACACCCCCCAAGACGACAAGGACCGCAUCGAAGGCGACCCAGAUACGGCGACAGCAACAGCGAGCGGUAACAAACGCCGUGGUCCAAAGCAACAACAACGGUCCGUCCGCGCAGCCAUACUAGCCGACGACGAUAAAGCCCGUCGGCUGCUCAACUCGACCAUCAACUACACGCUGACCCGCUUAGACGGCGUCGCCGCGGCCAUUCGCCGCUCACGAAUGAACCACUUCGGAAGAGGAGCCUACUCAGACACGUCCGGGAGCGAAUUCACCUCGGACGCAGAGUCCACAGCCGCAGAGUCAGACCGACGACGAUCAUCAAGCCGGACGAGAUCGAAAUCAACCACGAAACCCAACAAGCCACGCUCGCAGAAAAAGCUCCCUCGAAAAGAAGCCGCCACCAACGACUCCCCCUCCCCCUCCUCCUCCUCCGCCGCCGCCCCCUCUGACACCGAACAAACCCAAUCCCACCCUCCCACCGACCUUGAAUCCAAGGAGCGGACACCUCGCACCACCAACCCCCCCUACCACCGCCCCCACCGCGGCAGCAGCACCGAAUCCUCCCUCCCACCGGGCGGCGGCGACGCCCCCUCAGGAGGCCAAGCAGGCCUCAUGGACUGGAGCGAAGUCCUCGCCACGGCAUCGAUGACCGGGGGCUGGCCCGCCGGCGCCCUGUCCCGCACCGCGCAGCGCUGCGCCGCCCUCUUCGGAGAAACCAUUUCCUUCCGCGUCUUUGACGAAGGCCUCCCGGCGUCAAAGCCUUUGCCUCCGCCUGUACGCUAUACGCCCUCGACCAUCGCCGCAGCGGAUAUGAUCGCAGCCGUGGAGGCGCAGACACCGGCUAGGCGUCCGUACUUCGAGGCCGGGACCCUGCGGUGUCCGCAUGUUGACUGUCGCGCACACGAGAAGGAUCACGAUAUCCCGUAUCGUGUUGUUGAGCACGUGAAGAGGGCCCACGGGUACGAUCCGAGGACGAAUGACUCGGACAAUGAAGAUAGGAAGGUUGGUGGGGUGCACAAGGAUGGGUUUUUGCAGCCCAUCACGCUAAAGAGGGGAUGGUUGAGUUCAGGGAAGGCGAAGGCGAAGGAUGGUGUCGAGGAGGCUUCUGUAAGGCGGACAAGGAGUGGAGGUGGGAACGGGAAAGCUGAGGCCGACGCAGAGGAUUGA